AUGGAUUCUGCAGAAGAUCAUUUCAAGAAAGUCAUUCAUAAUGAUGCAAAUGAGAAUGCUAGUAAUGAUGAUAAGGAUAGUGAGUGUAGCGACAGUGAGAAAAUAGGCUUCAUUCCAACAAAGGAAGAUAAAGAGAGUGGGAGUACAAGUGACAGUGAUGAGGAGGAUGAGACCAGCAAUAAAGCAGAAGCAGCUAUUAUGCAGAUGCUUAAAGAAGGGGAAGAUAAAGAAAAAGAAGCAGAAGACCCAGAUUACAGUAACGCUUACAGUAUCUCGACCACUGAAGAAGUGACACAGCAGGCGUCACAAACUGAAAGCAAGGACUUCAGAGUUCUCCAGCACGAACAUGAUUCCCAAAGCCCUGAAAUAAGAAAACAUCUUGAAUUUCUGAAGAAGUUGAGGCUAUACCUUUGGACAUCCCUAUCAAGAGCUCAGUAUGUCAGUCUGUUAAAAGACUUUGUUGAGUCUGAAUUCUUUGUGAUAGAUGGGGAUUCCUUACUACUUAUGUUUUUAGAUGAGGAAACACAAUAUCUAAACUUCUUCUACCAAAUUGAAUGCUUCCUGCAGGAUUUCACUGAAAAAGGAGCCAAAUACGUCAUUGUCUUCUUCAAGGAUGCAGAACAGAUGUACUUUCCAUAUCCUCAUUUUCUUUUCUUACGUACUGCAUUAAUAGAACACCUGAGGCAUAACACAGGCACCACUGUUCAUACAGAAUUUUCCAAUUGUUUAUCAUCCAAAUGGGAGAUUUUCCUGAAGAAAAGCUAUCCUUACUUCAUCAUCGUAUCUGACGUAGGACUGACCUCUCUCCAAACAGACUAUUUAUCUAUUUUAAUUGCUCAUUCAUUGUCAGAGAAAAUCAACAUUGUGCUUGCUUCAGGACAGGAGUAUGAUAUUCUUCGAGUUUAUGGAUAUCAUGUUCAGAAUGUGUAUAAACACAGAUUAUUUUUUCAAAAGUAUGAACAAGAACUGCGAUAUGCCUGUGAAAACCUAGUCAGGUACAAAGAACCAUUCGUGUGUCUGUAUGAACAUCUCAAGCUGAGCCUGAAAAGCAUACAAAAAGAGGUUCGCCAGACUGUCUGUCUGUUGAAACAACUGUGGCCUGAAGGAUCUGACAUUCGGUGUGUGGUCUGUGUUCUUGCUUGUGCCGUGGGAUUAAAAAUAUACAGCAGCAUGCUGGAAAAUGCAGAUACUUCCAUGGGAGCAAAGACAGAGCAAUCAGCAAGAGGAAGAAGUAAACCCCUAUCUCCAGAAGAAGCAGCUGACCUCUGUAGAAUGCAAUGUCUUACAGUGGCUUUUCUUCUUCAUAUGCCUCUUUCACAGAGAGCUCAGAUUAGGAUCAUGAAAUCCUGCUGGACUAAGCAAGUUUUACCAUUAAUAAAAAUGCAACAGUUGUGUACGCAUUUUGCUCUGACACAGCUAAGUGCUACAAAUGAUUGGAAAUUGGAUUUAACUUACCUGCCUGACUUAAAUGAUGAUUCACUGCUCAUGAAUCUUGCACAUUACUAUGAGGUCGAAUACACUAAAGGAUUAGAGUUCAAAAAGGAAUUGGGGAAAGAAGUGGAGAAUGAAUACCAAUGUUUAUGGGACACUGUAACAAAAUUGGCUGUGAAAUACAAUUUUGGAGAUGCUUUCCCAAUACGAAAGACGUCCCAACUAUUUCUUGAACAGGAACAGACAUUAUUUAGAGACUAUGAAGAAGAAAUACCUAACAUUGGACUAAUCUCAGUGAAAUCUGAUCUUGUUGAAGAUUAUGCUGGAGAUGUUUUGAAAGACCUACCUGUUUUAGAAAGCAAUGAUCCUGCAGUUACUUCACUUAUUAAAUACAAGGAAUUUGAUGAGCUUUGUCACUGGCAUUCUGGCAGACCUUUAACUGAGGAAUAUGAGCGAGUACAGUGCAAUGCUGAUGCAAAAUCCAAAGAUCCAGAAGAAAGAAGACAAAUACAAAAGUUACAGACUUUUCGUCAUUUUUAUGGAAGCACUUUGGAAGACAGCACUUCAAAACUUAUUGUACAUCAAGAGGAUGUGUCAGGGAAUGCUAAUGCUGCUGUCAAAAAGACACAAAAAAAGCAUAAAAGUAAAGCGGAAACAAUUGCAGAGGAAAACAGCAGGCGACUAAAAACUAAAGAAGAAAAGAAAGAACAGGAGCAAUGGAAAGCCUUGUGUGUACCAACUGAAAAGGAAAUAAAAGCAAAUCUGACUGUUGGAAUAAAUAAAUUGGAGAAGUUUCUCAAGACCCUUAAAACUAAAUCUGUGAAGUUCAGCGCAGAAAUGACAGGACUGUCUGCCUGUUUAGAAGUGUGGAAGGAACACUGCAGAGAGAAAG
This is a messenger RNA of Fulmarus glacialis (Northern fulmar), 2323 nucleotides long. Its product is annotated as probable ATP-dependent RNA helicase DDX60. The annotation marks the transcript as partial. The record is from RefSeq and is a predicted model, not a curated record. The transcript has 13 exons. Gene Ontology annotation, cellular component: cytoplasm. Lineage: Eukaryota; Metazoa; Chordata; Aves; Procellariiformes; Procellariidae.